This is a messenger RNA of Myotis lucifugus (little brown bat), 2619 nucleotides long. It is a transcript of the gene RAB6A, whose product is annotated as RAB6A, member RAS oncogene family. The transcript has 8 exons. The record is from RefSeq and is a predicted model, not a curated record. Lineage: Eukaryota; Metazoa; Chordata; Mammalia; Chiroptera; Vespertilionidae. Bases 47 to 673 code for a protein of 208 amino acids. Gene Ontology annotation, molecular function: GTPase activity; GTP binding.
CCGGGAGGCUCUGGGCUGCGGGCAGUCCGCUUCCUCCGGCUCCAUCAUGUCCACGGGCGGAGACUUCGGGAAUCCGCUGAGGAAAUUCAAGCUGGUGUUCCUGGGGGAGCAGAGCGUUGGAAAGACAUCCUUGAUCACCAGAUUCAUGUAUGACAGUUUUGACAACACCUAUCAGGCAACAAUUGGUAUUGACUUUUUAUCAAAAACAAUGUACUUGGAAGAUCGAACAAUCAGGCUGCAGCUGUGGGAUACUGCGGGUCAGGAACGUUUCCGUAGCCUCAUUCCCAGUUACAUCCGUGAUUCUGCUGCAGCCGUAGUAGUUUACGAUAUCACAAAUGUUAACUCAUUCCAGCAAACUACAAAAUGGAUUGAUGAUGUCAGAACAGAAAGAGGAAGUGAUGUUAUCAUCAUGCUAGUAGGAAAUAAAACAGAUCUUGCUGAUAAGAGGCAAGUAUCAAUUGAGGAGGGAGAGAGGAAAGCCAAAGAGCUGAAUGUUAUGUUUAUUGAAACUAGUGCAAAAGCGGGAUACAAUGUAAAGCAGCUCUUCCGACGUGUUGCAGCAGCUUUGCCUGGAAUGGAAAGCACACAGGACAGAAGCAGAGAAGACAUGAUUGACAUAAAACUGGAAAAGCCUCAGGAUCAACCAGUCAGCGAAGGAGGCUGUUCCUGCUAAUCCCUCUUGGCCUCUUCAACUUUUCUCCAGAAGCUCACUGCUUUGGCCCCCUUACUCUUUCAUUGACUGCAGUGUGAAUAUUGGCUUGAACCUUUUCCCUUCAGUAAUAACGUAUUGCAAUUCUUCAUUGCUGCCUGUCUCGUGGAGAUGAUCUAUUAGCUUCACAAGCACAAAAAAGUCAGUGUCUAUAUUAUUUAUAUUUUACAAAAAGUCAAACAAUUCCAGCAUAUUCCAGUGAUCAUUUUAAACAUUAGAUACAGUUUCUUAACUUUUUUUUCCUUUUUAAUGUUAUGAUAAUGCACUUCAAAAUGAUGGAAAUCUCAACAGUAUGUGGCUUGGUUAAGGAAUAGCUGUUCACAGCAGCAUUUGCCUACCUACUUGACCUCUCCCUGCUUUUUUCAUCUCUCCCUUACCCAUUUCCUAUUCUUACUCUCCACUCCUAAAAACAAACAAGAGGUGGCAAAGCAUCAGUCAGACCAAGCUCAUUGGAAUUAUCUUUAAAUUUUAGUGAUACCACUUGUUUUAGGCCUUGGGUCAAGAUGUCCAAAAUUAUUCUUGAGCACUGAAGUAAAUUAUUUAGACUUUAUUUGAGGUCAAAACUCAAUUAUCAUGGUAGGCAGUACUCAAAUAAGUGUUCUGGUGCAUCUUUAAAAUGAGUCCUAAUGAACAUAGUACUUACAAGUAAUGAACAAAAAAUUUAUUUCUGACCAAAACUAAUGACACUUUCACAUGUUAGAUUCUGGGAGAGAAAAGUAAAACAGAACAGGUUUUUUUAUAUUUAAUUUUUCUAAUGAACUGUCUCUUCCAAGAUUCUAAAAUUGUCAGAAUAGAGUUCUUCUGUUUAUUUAAAAGAAUUUUUUUAAGCAAUAGAUUUCUCCUGUUUUUUUUUGUGGUUUUUUUUUUAAUGCUGUGCAGGCAAGGCACUAUAGAAAUAAAAUUCCUUUAAGAACCAGUGGAAGAAUUUAAAUUUGGCACCUUGGUCAAAACUACUAUAUCCAGUAGAAAUGAUGAUAUCUAAAGCUUACCAACAAAAGAAUCCUUAACAGAAUAGCAAAUACUUUGCUCAGGAUAUUUGGGAUCAGAUUGAAAAUGGCAGGUUUUCUUAAUAAGCCCCUAGAGGCAGAUCUGGAAAAGCAUACACAGAAGAGGAUAAGAGAGAAUGGAAAUAAAACUCAAUAUUAUUGCAGAUUUAUGCCUUAUUUUUUAGCUUUUUUAAAUGUUGGGUCUUUCAGGCUGGUUUUGCUUUUUAUUAGAUCUAUUGUAUAGUUUGGUUAAUUAACUAGUAAUUUAGUUUUAUAUUUAAGCUACAAUUAAUCUUCUUUCUUUGGUGAUAUUUAUUUCUUUGCCUUUAUUAAAACUACUUUUAAUUAUUAGAUGUUUUGUUUAAUCUAUUUAGAGCUUCAUCACCAUGGCAAUAUGUAUUUCCCUUAAAACACUGCAAACAAAUAUACUAGGAGUGCACCAUUUCAAUCUUUACUAGUUAUUGUGAGAUUGCUGUGUAAGUUAAACACGUUUGUAAAUACAUUAUUUGCAGGAAGAAAUUUUCUGAGUUAUGGCUCGGGAAAAGCCUGCUGAAUUUAUGUUGUAAGCAUUACUUAACACAGUAUAAAAAUGGAAAAAAACAAAAGUAUCUUCAUACUUCCUCAUCCCCUCAUUACAACAAAACCCUUAACUGGGAGAACCUUAUUCCCCUCUCUUUCCUCUUCCUCCUCCACUUCCCAUUUAUUAUCACCUUCUAAUAUUCAGAGAGCACUUGAUAAUGGGUCUGAAUAGAGAAAUGUUUUAAGAUAAUCAUUAGCCCACAUACCAGUAACUUAUACUCAAAGAUGGGAUGGAGUUGUAAAGUGCUUUUAUAAAACAAUAUUAUUGUUAAAGGCAAGGGUUGACUCUUUUGUUUUAUUUUGACAUGGCAUGUCCUGAAAUAAAUAUCAAUUCAAUAUGGCAAA